Molecule: messenger RNA, 3521 nt
Organism: Ostrea edulis (European flat oyster)
Lineage: Eukaryota; Metazoa; Mollusca; Bivalvia; Ostreida; Ostreidae
Product: protein prenyltransferase alpha subunit repeat-containing protein 1-like
Exons: 7
Coding region: 106-1302 (398 amino acids)
Biological process (GO): protein prenylation
Cellular component (GO): cytoplasm
Molecular function (GO): protein prenyltransferase activity
Source: RefSeq, a predicted model, not a curated record
CAUGAAUAGUAGUUCAAAUUGUGAGUGCUAAGUCAAACUCACAAAUAACUAAGACGAAACCCAACGUCACACGUAUAGAAUUCCCACGUGAUCAAAACAAAUAAAAUGGCGAGCGAUAGCAGAGGAUGUAGACUUCUGUCAGAUUUAAAUAGCGCAUUUAGACGAGAUCCAGAGAUUGAUGAAUAUGACUUCCUACCAGUUCAAGAACCCAAACACAACAGAAGCCCUCUCAUUUUACAGGAGCAUAAGUUGGGAAUUGAGUCAUGGAGCGUCAAGAUUCUAUUUCAGUAUGCUUAUCACAGACUUGUGUCAUGGAGGAAAAACUCGCCUCAAACAAAGUUUUUGGAUCCCAGUGAACUUUGCAGUUUAACUAGAGCUAUUUUGUUAGUGAAUGCAGAUUGUGCUACGGCUUGGAACACUAGAAAGGAGUUGGUAGACAACGGAGACUUACCUGUGACAGAGGACCUAAGAUUUGGAGCCUUGGUUUUAAGGAAACACCCAAAAAGCCCAGAAACAUUUUCACACAGGAAGUGGUUACUUCAUCGAUUUGUAGACAACUGUUUGGCAUCUAGUAUAGGAAGUAAUGCAAGUUCAGGAAGCAAUGCCUGUGAUAGCUUUGUCAAUAUGGAUGCCAUCGACCUAAACAUGGAUGCCUCUUUUAAUGGGAUAGGUUUAGACCAUGGCCCUGACCUUAUACACCAACCAGAUUAUCAUGAACAAAUUAGGAAAGAACUGAAUGUGUGCAAAAAUGCUGCAGAUAAUCACCCUUGUAAUUACAAUGCUUGGAGUCACAGAAUCUGGGUGGUGCAACAUUGCUUUAAUGGUUCAUUACAGAUAGUGUAUGGUGAGCUCCAUUGUACAGAAGAAUGGGUAAAGAAGCAUGUCUCUGAUCACAGCGGAUUUCAUUACAGACAGUUCUUGCUGAAGUGUUUAUCCCAUCAGGCAGAUAAAUUGUCUGAACAAUACUUACUGAAUUACAGGAAUGUUAUACAAAAAGAACUGUUCCUGGUCACAGACCUCAUUAAAUCGUAUCCUGGACAUGAAGCACUCUGGUACCACAGGAGGUAUGUAUUUCAAACAUUAUGUGAGUCAUGUGACAAAGUUGCUAAGGAAACCAUUAAACCAUGCGACCAGUCCCAAGAAAACCAACAGAAGAAAACAAAGUUUGAAAAUGAAAGACAGGUAUUGCUGAUGAAAGAGGUGGACACAGUAUCUAAUAGUGACCUCACAGGACGAGAAAAAUACAAUCAACAGUUGGCCCAGAAAUACAUGGACUGGAUCCAGAAAUACUGCAGGCGAUGAUAUUUUUGCUUUUUAUAUAUUUUGACUUUUCCAAGCACAUCACUUAAUGUCUUGGACUCCUAUUCAGGUUAAUUCAGUAUGAAAUAUGAGAUAGAUUUUUAGCUCACCCAAGCUGAAAGUGAGCUUUUCAGACCAAAAUUUCUCCAUUGUUGUUGUUUUAAGCAUUUUACAUUUUCAACUUCUCCAGAACCACUGAGUCAAUUUCAUCCAAUCUUGGUAUAGCACACCCUUGGGUAAAGCGCAUUCAAAUUGCUUCAAGUAAAGGGUCAUGCUGCCAUUUUUAAGGGAAAUUAAUUAAGAAAUAGAGAAAAUAAGAUGGUUGUUUAAAAUAUCUUCUCAAGAACUACUGAACCAGAAAAGGUCAAACUUGUAUGAACGGUUCCUAACAUAAUAAAGAUUAAAGUGGGUUUUUUUAAAAUUACAUGUAUAAGCCCUGGUGCUGGGGUGGGGCCACAAUAGAGAUUCAAAGUAUUUUUUUCUGAAGAACUGCAUUAGUUAAUAUGCAAGCAUCGACAUAUAGUGUAAGUUCAAGUUUGUUCACGCCUGACCUCUCGAAGCCAGGGCAGAGUUUCAGUAGGGGUUCAAAGUUUUAUAUAGGAAUGUAUAGGAUGAUUAUGUAAAAAUCUUCUUAAGAAAAAUAAGGGUAUGAUUUGUCUAAUGAAUCAUUUAACUUUGUUCACAUCUUGACCCCUGAGUACAUAUUAGGGGUUCAAAGAUUUACAUAGGAAUAUUAAGUCAAUGUAUAUGAAAAUUCUUUAAAAAUAUUCUUAAGAACCAAAUGAGUACAAUUUAUCAAAUCAAUAAGCAAUCAUCCUUGCGUAUAAUAGAUUCAAAUUUGUUCAUACUCCAGCUCCUUGGGCCAGGUUGAGGCAACAAUAAGGACUAGAGUUUUAACAUAUUAAAAGAAUUCUUUAGAAAUCUUUUUCAGAACCAUGCACAGAACACAAUUUGUCACAAUUCCCCCUAGUAAAGUUUGCUCACAUAAUGAUUCCCAGGGGAGGGGGGUUCAGUGUUUUACAUAGGGUUAUAGUAAAAUACUCAAAGUUUGUAUUGGAACAAGUAGGAAAACAUUUAAAAAAUUUCUUCUCAAGAGAGCAUUGGUAGAAUUCAUCAAAUGAAUAUGCAAGGACGUUCAUGUAAUGCAAAUUGUUUAGGUUCAAAUCAUGACCCAUGGGGUCAAGAUAAGGCAAAAUUUUUAUAGUGAUGUAUGAAAUAUGUUUUAAAAAUUCUCUUCUCAAGAAUUUUAUUUCAAGAAGCCAGAGGAUACAGAUAACUUAAUAAUAUGGAAGUGUUCUCAAGCAGUGGGCAUUCAAUUUGUAAAGAAUUUAGUAUUACUGUAUGUACAUACAAUGUACAUAUUAUAUUUCAUAAACUAAAUUAUAGACAUGUUGUGGUCAAAUAGCAGGGCUUGGCAAUUGUUGAGUAGCUAUCAUUAUUCUAAUAAGAUCUUUGUAUGAGCAAGGUGGUGCAGGUGAGCAUUGGGGCCCUUGGGCCUCAUCCAAUGAAUCUCAGAUUUUUCAGUGUGGAUGUUAGCAAACUGAUGAAACAUCAGAAGUAUCCUGUAAAGUAACUUCCUUUAAGUGUUUGAACAUGGUGCACUCGUAUGUAUCAAAGUAAUUUCAGGCAAAAUCGUGAGGUUUGGUAAUGUGCCACAUAGACUGACAGUAUAGGGCAACAAUGGAGAAAGAUGAUAAAAUGUGUCAAUUGCAUUUCUCAUGUUGUCAUUUUCAUAUGACAGUGUUGUCAUUUUCAUAUGACAGUAGAGUUUCUAAAGUUUCUAAGUAAAGUUUUAUGAGUAAUUCAAAUACUAAAUACUCAUGAGAUAUAAUUGCCUAAUGGUUGAUUUCUUAUGUAGCUACAUUUAGUAUAUAAUCAAUAGAAGAAUAAAUGGGUAUGAUUUUCAGUGUUCUACACUGUAAAGAACAAGUGCAGGUAUUCGACCUUUUUAAUUCUCCUUCAGUACAUUUUAUAAAUGCAUAUUUGAAUGUGAUUCUGUGAUAGCGUGUGUGACAUGAAGGAGAACCAGAUUUUUUAAAAAGAUUGUAUCAACGAAACAUGUCUCUUCCAUGUGUAUAUGCAUUUUACUUAUCAAACCUUUUAUUCAUUUAUAAUUCUUUGUUAACUGGGAGUCAAAGUCUUCAAGAGACUGAUAUUAACGCACGCAUGUUGUUGUGUUGUGACAUUGUGCUAAUAAAGAACAAUGUACAUUUAGCCACGAA